CGUUCAACAAGCAUUGAAGCUGACAGCAAGAGGAAACACCAACCAAGCCGCGCACCAUUCGCCCGGGCUUGCAGUAACCUAAUGUGAUUUGGUACUAUUUGACAAUCAAGUUUGGCAACAUGGCCCCAACAGAACAAAUUAUCCUCCGCAACUACCUGCUCGUCCCAGCACAACUCCCUGCCAUUAUCUCGCUGCAGGAGUUCAUCGCCUUAUUCCCGCGGCAAUUGCAAUCAUCUCCUAGAAUUCGCACUCUUUAUCGCGAUCUACAGAGCCAGAGAAAUGCAGUCGUGGAUGAUGUCGCCCAACAGGUUGAGCAAGAGGCCAAGCAUGGCAAGGCCAUGCGGCGAGCCGUGAUCAGGUCAAAGAGGGAGGCGGAGGAACAAGAGCAAGACGAGGAGGUAGAGAUUGAGAGGAUGCUGGGGAACUGGUCAGAGCCACAGCACGCAAAACACACACUUGCCUCGAUUCUCCCCGACAUGGAGGGCGCCAUUGGUGGGAUCGAGGCCGAGCUGCAGCUCCUUGAGGAGGAGGAAGCAUCUCUCCUGGCCUCUGUCCGGCAGACUCUCGGUGCCAUGAGCGACUUGCGCUACGGCCGCCUGGCUAACAGCCAGUUGCCGGAACAGGUGCUCGACGGUUUAGGCAACCUGGAAGAAAUUUGUAGGACAAAGAGUUGA
Messenger RNA from Chaetomium fimeti, 674 nucleotides. RefSeq names its product Cnl2/NKP2 family protein-domain-containing protein. The record is from RefSeq and is a predicted model, not a curated record. Gene Ontology annotation, biological process: chromosome segregation. NCBI's taxonomy places the organism in Eukaryota, Fungi, Ascomycota, Sordariomycetes, Sordariales, Chaetomiaceae. The coding region runs from base 120 to 674 and encodes 184 amino acids. Gene Ontology annotation, cellular component: kinetochore; Mis6-Sim4 complex. The transcript is spliced from 2 exons.